Cokeromyces recurvatus is the source of this 565-nucleotide messenger RNA. Its product is annotated as ribosomal protein S18. Bases 22 to 564 code for a protein of 180 amino acids. The record is from RefSeq and is a predicted model, not a curated record. Gene Ontology annotation, molecular function: structural constituent of ribosome; small ribosomal subunit rRNA binding. Gene Ontology annotation, biological process: mitochondrial translation. The transcript has 4 exons. Gene Ontology annotation, cellular component: ribosome; mitochondrial small ribosomal subunit. Lineage: Eukaryota; Fungi; Mucoromycota; Mucoromycetes; Mucorales; Mucoraceae.
UUUUUUCCCUUAACUUGAAUUAUGCUUACACAGGUACGCUCAUCGCUUACAAGAGCUCCAGCAUCAACUACAAUUUGCUUACGAGCAUUGACUCGAAGAUUUUAUAAAACUUCAAAUGUAGAAUCUGACGAUGAUGAUCUUAUAAGCAGUCAUAAAGAAAUUGAAGAAAAAACCUUGCAAAUCCUCCAAAAAACAGUUAACAAGGAUAAAUAUAAACCUAUUGCUGAAUCAUCUCAACGUUUUCAGAAGAACUUUCGUGCAGGUGAUACCUAUCAUCCGGAUGAUUUAAAUGAUAGUCGUUAUCAGGAGCAGUUGCGUCAACGUCGUACUAAAGUAAUAACACCAGCUGAAGAUCCAUUUGAAGUGUUAGGUUUAGAUCCUUUAGUUGAAUAUAAGAAUUAUAGACUUUUGGCAAAUUUUGUGUCGAGCAUGGGCAAGAUUUUACCUCGUGAGCAGACGGGUGUGAGUGCAAAGAAUCAAAGAAAGCUGGCAAAGGCAAUUAAGCGUGCGAGAGCGAUGGGAUUGAUGUCAAGUACAAAUAAUCGAUAUGACUUUCAAGUUUAAU